AUGGAAAUUUUAAGGUUUCGGGGGUUAAUACUGGCUGUCAUGCUGUCCGCGCUGACGACAACAUUAACCUCUAUAUUCAACAGCGCCAGUAGCAUCUUUACCUUAGAUUUAUGGACCAAGAUGAGAAAACAGGCAACGGAGACAGAGAAAAUGAUUGUAGGAAGAAUAUUUAUCCUGGUGUUGGUGGUCGUCAGUAUUGCCUGGAUUCCCAUUCUCAAUGCAGUGCAGGGGGGACAGCUGUGGAACUACUUGCAGUCAAUUUACGCAUAUAUCGCUCCGCCCUGGUGUAUGGUGUACCUCCUCGGAGCGGCGUGGAACAGAACUACGGAACAAGGGGCUUUCUGGGGCCUUUUAGUCGGCACAGCUGUAGGGGUCACUAGAAUGAUACUGGACUGGUCGUAUCCUAAACAUGGCUGCGGGGAGGUGGACACCAGACCUGCCGUGCUGGCCGAGGUGCACUACCUCCAUUUCUCCAUCCUGAACACCGCAAUCUCCGCUAUCGCAAUUGUUGUGAUCAGUCUGUUGACCACUCCCCAGGAGCCUGCUCAGUUAGCAGGUACGACGUGGUUCACGCGGAACAGAAAAAGAAGCUCUGACCUCGGUUUACACACAAAAGAACCUGGCGCUGGACCGGGCACCAACUAUGAAGAACAGAAACAGACAGAAGAGAGCAGUGCAGCGCCAACUUUGAAGCAGAAAUGUUUCAGCGUAUUAUGCGGGGUACCAAGCAAAGGACGCCCCACUGGAUCUGCCGAAGAAUCCAUCCGACCAACAAAACUACCGUCUGUACAAGAAACUAUCAAAUGGCAGCGGAUUCUGAAUGUGAAUGCUGUUAUUUUAAUGGCGGUGACGGUGUUUGUUAUGGCACUCCUCUAUUAG
Lingula anatina is the source of this 879-nucleotide messenger RNA. Its product is annotated as sodium/glucose cotransporter 4-like. The record is from RefSeq and is a predicted model, not a curated record. Gene Ontology annotation, biological process: transmembrane transport. Gene Ontology annotation, cellular component: plasma membrane. Lineage: Eukaryota; Metazoa; Brachiopoda; Lingulata; Lingulida; Lingulidae. Gene Ontology annotation, molecular function: D-glucose:sodium symporter activity.